CCUUCUUCUUCUUCUCGUCGUUGUUGUUGUUUCGAUUUUUGGUCCUUUCUUCGUCUUCAACUUUUUUACCCCUUUUUUUGUUUGCUAAAUCUUUUGCUCGUCUUCUUCGUCUUGUUCUUCUUGUUUGCAGGAGGCUUUAAAUGAAUUUGUAAAAUUAAAGCAUCUCGAUCAGUCGUUUUCUAAAUUUCCGUCUACUCUUUUUUUAGUAAUAUAUUUCAGUUUUCGCUGGUACUUUGAGGGGUGACUGUUUCUUUAAUGGUUAUUCUGGCUACGAGCUUCGAUUCAGCUUAAGCAAUCUGGGAUCCCAGUAAUUGCAUGUCUAGGGUUUGCUAGCAGCUCGAAUUCGAAGGUGUUUCAUUUUCCGUAACCAAAUAGAUCGUGUAGAGAUUGUGCCAUCAAAUGAGUGCCAAGAGUUUGGGCUAAGGAAAUCUUCUUGUCCUGGUUUUUAUCAUUUGCGGUUUCAUUCAUGAUUGGGAAAAUGGUCGAGGGUCCUAAAUUUACUGGACUUAUGGGAGGAACUGACAACAACGAUAACAAUUACUAUGAUUUUACUCAAGGGUUUUACCAAAAGCUUGGAGAGGGUACUAACAUGUCUAUUGACAGUUUACAGACAAGUAAUGCUGGUGGGUCUGUGUCCAUGUCUGUUGAAAACAGCAGCGUUGGUUCUAAUGAUUCCCUAACUCACAUUUUAAGCCAUCCUGGUCUGAAGCCUGUGAACCGCCACAAUUACUCUGUUUCUGUGGGGCAGAGCGUGAUUCGUCCUGGUAAAGUUGGCCACGCACUUAAUGAUGAUGCAUUAGCACAAGCAUUGAUGGAUAAUAGGUACCCAACUGAGGGAUUGCCGAAUUAUGAUGAGUGGACUAUUGAUUUAAGGAAACUUAACAUGGGUUCAGCUUUUGCUCAAGGAGCCUUUGGCAAGUUAUACAAAGGUACAUAUAAUGGUGAGGAUGUUGCGAUUAAGAUAUUAGAAAGGCCAGAGAAUAGCCCCGAGAAGGCACAAGUUAUGGAACAGCAGUUUCAGCAGGAAGUUAUGAUGCUUGCAACACUGAAGCAUCCAAAUAUUGUGCGAUUUAUUGGGGCUUGUCGCAAACCAAUGGUUUGGUGCAUUGUGACAGAGUAUGCAAAGGGUGGCUCAGUUCGACAGUUUCUAACAAGGAGGCAGAAUCGUGCUGUGCCGUUGAAAUUGGCAGUUAAGCAGGCAUUGGAUGUUGCAAGAGGGAUGGCCUAUGUGCAUGGGCUUGGGUUUAUUCACAGGGAUUUGAAGUCGGAUAAUCUUCUAAUAGCUGCUGAUAGAUCAAUAAAGAUUGCAGAUUUUGGAGUUGCACGUAUUGAGGUGCAGACUGAGGGCAUGACUCCAGAGACUGGGACAUACCGUUGGAUGGCUCCAGAGAUGAUACAGCAUAGACCCUACACGCAAAAAGUAGACGUGUAUAGUUUUGGAAUAGUCCUUUGGGAGCUCAUCACUGGCUUGCUUCCUUUCCAGAACAUGACUGCAGUUCAGGCAGCAUUUGCUGUGGUGAACAAGGGUGUAAGGCCAGUUAUUCCAAACGAUUGCCUCCCUGUGCUGCGUGAGAUCAUGACACGUUGCUGGGACAUAAACCCAGAAGUUCGUCCUCCCUUCACUGACAUUGUGAAGAUGCUUGAGAUUGCUGAAACGGAUAUACUGACAACCGUGCGUAAAGCCCGGUUCAGGUGUUGCAUGACUCAACCAAUGACAAUUGACUGAUCCAGAAUGGAAGAGUGGAGAACAGACGACAAUAAACGGAAAGAUGCAAGGGAAGCAGUAAGAAAUUAAAUAUAAUUCAUGUAUGUAUCAGUAUUUUACAUUUAUAUUUUUUUCACCCUUUACGUAAUAUUUUCCAGAUAGAAGGUAACUACUGGGUUCAGAAUGCUGGAUUUUGGUGUGAACUUGUACUUGGACUAGUGGUGAUGGUAGUUGUAGAAGUAAGGGGACCAUUGAUGUGGUUUCCUUAUGUAUCUAUAUUUAUAUAUGUGGGACUGCCAUAUCUCUUACUCUUGAUUGUUUAAAUGCAGGUUCACAAUUGGAUGAACCUGUUCUGUUUUUCUUUUUCA
Messenger RNA from Gossypium raimondii (Peruvian cotton), 2073 nucleotides. Its product is annotated as serine/threonine-protein kinase STY13. Gene Ontology annotation, biological process: protein phosphorylation. The transcript is spliced from 4 exons. The record is from RefSeq and is a predicted model, not a curated record. The coding region runs from base 467 to 1726 and encodes 419 amino acids. Gene Ontology annotation, molecular function: protein kinase activity; ATP binding. NCBI's taxonomy places the organism in Eukaryota, Viridiplantae, Streptophyta, Magnoliopsida, Malvales, Malvaceae.